Cryptococcus amylolentus CBS 6039 is the source of this 656-nucleotide messenger RNA. RefSeq lists its product as hypothetical. Gene Ontology annotation, molecular function: enzyme regulator activity; calcium ion binding. Bases 1 to 552 code for a protein of 183 amino acids. The transcript is spliced from 3 exons. The record is from RefSeq and is a predicted model, not a curated record. Gene Ontology annotation, cellular component: central plaque of spindle pole body. Lineage: Eukaryota; Fungi; Basidiomycota; Tremellomycetes; Tremellales; Cryptococcaceae. Gene Ontology annotation, biological process: spindle pole body organization.
AUGUCCCACUACGCCACCAAGCCUAAAUCCCGCCGCCCCCAACCCUCAACCCACCUCCCCUCCUCCUCCCACCCCCUGCCCCAUCCCUCCCACGCCAACGCCAACCCCCGCGCACUGACAGAAGACCAGCGCGGCGAGAUCCGCGAGGCCUUCGACCUGUUUGACGUGGACAAGGACGGGGCGAUCGAUUAUCACGAGUUCAAAGUCGCGAUGCGGGCUUUGGGUUUUGAUGUGAAGAAGGGGGAGGUUAUGAAGUUGUUGAAGGAGUUUGGGGGGGAGGAUGGAUUGAUGGAUUUUGGGGGUUUUGAGCGGAUCAUGACAGAGAAGAUCCUCUCCCGGAAUCCCGAACACGAACUCCGCCGCGCCUUUGAACUUUUCGACGACGACAGAAGCGGCAAGAUAUCCCUCAAAAACCUUCGGCGGGUAGCCAAGGAGCUUGGAGAGACGCUGGGGGAGGAUGAACUACAAGCGAUGAUAGAUGAAUUCGACCUCGACCAAGACGGCGAGAUCAACCUUGAAGAAUUCCUCGCCAUCAUGCUCGACGGCGAAUAGCUGUGCUCUGCGUCUCUGUUUGUGCUCUUCAUCACGAGGGAGGGGGUGCUUUGUAUCGUAUGUAUUGCUUUGAUCUAUGAUCCAUACCUAUUCUUCCCGCCGUC